AUGAGCAUCGAAGGCCCUGGUGUGUGGGUAACCUGUAUACGAGGCAAAGAGAAGCAAGCUGUAGGAGAGUUAUAUGAUCUAUUUGAACAGCUUGCCUCAGAAACGUGGCCAAGCGAGGGUGAGGCGCAAGCCCAAGAUGCCAGUGAUGAAGACAAGGACGAUGACGAUGACGAUGACAUUGAAAGGCAGAUCGCAAAAGAGAUGUCCGGAAUGAAGCGUCCGAAGAAAGAGACAAGGUUCGCAAGCUGUCAGACAAGCACUCCAUGCUUCGUUGCACUAUCCUGCAAGCCGCCAGUGGAUCCGGUUCAGCUGGUCACGAGAUACAUCGCGGGCGUCGUUGAGUCAGGUGUCACACGAACAAGAGCCGUGCAGAGACUGACACCAGUCUCAGCUACGUGCAUCACCAACUUGCAGGAAAUCACAGCUCUUUGUAGCAAGCUCCUCGCGCCGUUCUUGGCUGAUGGGAAGACCUUCACCGUAUGUCCCACUUUAUUUGACUCUUUGAAUCAGUACAAAAUUGAACUACGGAUGCGAAAUCACAACACCUUGACACGACUGAAAAUCAUCGAGGAGGUUGCCAAGUGCGUGCCAGGGAUUUGCAAAGUUGACCUCGAGAGCCCAGAGGUGUUUAUCCUCAUCGAAAUCUUCAAAAGCGUGUGUGGUAUCGGCAUUGUUCGUGAUUACUACCGCCUGCAAAAAUUCAAUGUCAUGGAGAUUGUGAAGACGGAGGAGCAGGCAUUCAAGGACAACGAAGGCAGAAUGAAAACUUCAGCUGGCCCGAGGAGCAAGCAAGCGGAGACGCUGGUACCUGCCCUGCCCGUAGAGAGGAGCUAA
This is a messenger RNA of Phanerochaete carnosa HHB-10118-sp, 834 nucleotides long. RefSeq lists its product as uncharacterized. The record is from RefSeq and is a predicted model, not a curated record. Gene Ontology annotation, biological process: tRNA modification. Gene Ontology annotation, molecular function: RNA binding. The coding region runs from base 1 to 834 and encodes 277 amino acids. The transcript has 7 exons. Lineage: Eukaryota; Fungi; Basidiomycota; Agaricomycetes; Polyporales; Phanerochaetaceae.